Molecule: messenger RNA, 273 nt
Organism: Monoraphidium neglectum
Lineage: Eukaryota; Viridiplantae; Chlorophyta; Chlorophyceae; Sphaeropleales; Selenastraceae
Product: SF3A1 splicing factor 3a, subunit 1
Exons: 2
Coding region: 1-273 (90 amino acids)
Biological process (GO): RNA processing
Molecular function (GO): RNA binding
Source: RefSeq, a predicted model, not a curated record
AUGGUCGCGGAGAUGCCGCCGGCCCCGGCGGGCGCGCUGGUGGCGGUCGGCAGCGCGCAGACGGCGGACGCGGCAAAGGGCGUCCACGAUCUGGAGGCGAUCAAGAAGCUCGCCACGCAGACAAAGGCCAUCGGCGUCAUCCUGCCGCCUCCUGACAUCCGAGCGAUCGUGGAUAAGACCGCUCAGUUCGUGGCAAAGAACGCAGCGGCAGCAGAGCGGCUGAAGCAGCAUUGGCAGAUGGCAACGCUGCAGCAGCAGCAGCAGCAGCAGUAG